UGCUUGAAAGAGAGGAUGAUUUAACCGAGUUAGAAUCAGUCGUAUCGUCAAUAAUAGAAACAGUAAAUAAUAGUUCAUUUGGUGGAAUUUAUGUGGAUGUUAAAACGAAUAAGCUAAUCCAUGGUGGUCAUAUAAGUCAUUCUGGUUUUGGUACACACAUUAUUUGUGGAAACAUAAAAGUUCUUACAGCAUUUUAUUUAAAUGAAGAUGAAUCUUCUUCCGAAAGUUUGAUUAUUACAGACAUGAAAAUUAAUAGUGAAGAUGUAGGCGGUCCUGUAUUUUUUUAUAAAUCUGAUAAUUUACAUCACGUAGAUCUAUUUGAUAUGCAAGUUACUUCAAGUUUUAAUCUUUCUGCUGCUCUACCAUCAAAUAUUAUUCUAGAAAUAACCAAAUUAACUCUUCAUAAGCUUUGA
Molecule: messenger RNA, 413 nt
Organism: Dentiscutata erythropus
Lineage: Eukaryota; Fungi; Glomeromycota; Glomeromycetes; Diversisporales; Gigasporaceae
Source: the annotation of a GenBank genome assembly